Vigna angularis (adzuki bean) is the source of this 1474-nucleotide messenger RNA. RefSeq names its product kinesin-like protein KIN-1. Gene Ontology annotation, cellular component: kinesin complex; microtubule. Gene Ontology annotation, biological process: microtubule-based movement; cytoskeleton-dependent intracellular transport. Gene Ontology annotation, molecular function: plus-end-directed microtubule motor activity; ATP hydrolysis activity; ATP binding. NCBI's taxonomy places the organism in Eukaryota, Viridiplantae, Streptophyta, Magnoliopsida, Fabales, Fabaceae. The record is from RefSeq and is a predicted model, not a curated record. The coding region runs from base 1 to 1443 and encodes 480 amino acids. The transcript is spliced from 15 exons.
AUGUCAAAUAUUACAGUAUGCGCACGCUUUAGGCCUUUGAACUCAAAAGAGAAGCAAAAUGACAGUAACUCUGUUUGCAUUCGAUCUAGAGAUACCGAAACUUUCAUUUUCAAGGACGAAAAGGAUGAAGAAUCCGUGUUUAGCUUUGAUAGAGUGUUCUACGAACAGUCUGAGCAAGCUGAUGUCUAUCAGUUCCUAGCUCUUCCCAUGGUUAGAGAUGUUGUUGAUGGAUACAAUGGGACAAUUAUCACUUACGGCCAGACUGGAGCUGGGAAGACAUAUAGUAUGGAGGGACCUGGUAUACUUGAAUGUGGUGAACAGAAGAAGGGACUUCUUUCAAGAGUUGUAGAGGGACUUUUUGAUUCCUUAAAUUCUUCUGAUGAAAAGAAAACAUAUUCAAUUAAGUUGUCAAUGGUUGAAAUCUACAUGGAAAAAGUGAGGGACCUAUUUGAUUUAUCAAAAGUUAAUAUACAAAUUAAGGAGAGUAAAUCGCGAGGAAUAUUAUUGCCCGGUGUUACAGAGAUUACUGUGCUGGACCCUGUUGAAGCAUUGCAAAACCUGUCUAAGGGGAUAGCUAACCGGACAGUUGGUGAGACCCAAAUGAACAUGGCCAGCAGCAGAAGUCACUGCAUUUAUAUAUUCACAAUUCAGCGAGAAUUUUCCAGAGAUAAAAGGACGAGUUUCGGAAAACUAAUUCUAGUGGACUUGGCUGGGUCAGAGAAAGUGGAGAAAACAGGAGCAGAGGGAAGAGUUCUAGACGAAGCCAAAACCAUAAACAAAUCCUUGUCUGCUCUGGGAAAUGUAAUAAAUUCUCUUACAUGUGGUCUGCAAGGAAAAACAAGCCAUAUCCCGUAUCGUGAUUCCAAGCUCCCUCGAAUUCUUCAGGAUGCUCUUGGAGGAAAUGCUAGAACUGCAUUGCUUUGUUGUUGCUCACCCAGCGCUUUUAAUGCAUCCGAGAGUCUGUCCACUCUUCGUUUCGGUGCAAGGGCGAAACAUAUAAAGGCGUCGCCUCGCAUGAAUUACAGUGAAGAAAAAAGUGAUACAAGUUCUAGUGCUGCUUCUCCGUCUGAUGACGAGUCAAGCGCCAGAGUUUUGAACAAGUUGAGGGAGAAAUUUAAUGUUGAAGAUGUGAAGUUCCUAGAGGAAUUGUUCAUACAAGAGGGCAUUCUGUUUGACCUUUCAUCUGUUGAAGAGGAGUCAGACAUAGAUGACCUCACUUUACAGAUGAUAUCCUUGCUGCAAGCAGCCAUGGAAAAGCUUACAGCUACUGUUGAUGAGCUUAAAAGGGAGAAUGGCAUUCUCAGGGCCAAAGUUGAUGCCUCCACGGAUUCUCUAUUCUACAAGGGAGCAGAGAAUAGUUCCAUUUUUCAGAAUAUGAUUUCAGGUAUCCUGACUUUCUUUCUUCGUUGGUCGGGUUACACUUCUUCAAGACGCUGGCAGUGACUACUCAUUCUUAUAUGAUGCCUUGCCGCAG